Tarenaya hassleriana is the source of this 1665-nucleotide messenger RNA. RefSeq names its product UDP-glucose 4-epimerase 4. Gene Ontology annotation, molecular function: UDP-glucose 4-epimerase activity; RNA binding. The record is from RefSeq and is a predicted model, not a curated record. Gene Ontology annotation, cellular component: cytosol. The coding region runs from base 297 to 1349 and encodes 350 amino acids. Gene Ontology annotation, biological process: rRNA processing; galactose metabolic process. The transcript has 9 exons. NCBI's taxonomy places the organism in Eukaryota, Viridiplantae, Streptophyta, Magnoliopsida, Brassicales, Cleomaceae.
AGAUGUAAAUAUGAAUUACGAAUCUGUCACCGCCAAUAUUACGAAUGGUUUCAUAUCAGAUUCUUGUAUGCUUCAAAAAGCUAUACAUGAAAAAGGAAUUAAAAAAAAUUGAACCCGUCUUAAAGAAACUCAAAAGAGAGGACUUUCCUCUUGUGAAAAGUUGAAGACACUUGUCCUCUCUCUUUUUAUUCCCUUCCCACCAUCCUCAAAAUCUUACAGAGAGAGAAGCUUCUUUUGUUGUUCCCUCUCUCUCUCUCUCUCUCUCCGUUGGCUGCCGGAGCACUGAUUCUCGGUUGAUGGAGAAGAAUAUUCUAGUGACCGGUGGUGCCGGUUACAUCGGCAGUCACACUGUUCUUCAGCUCCUUCUCGGCGGCUACGCCACCGCUGUCGUCGACAACCUCGACAAUUCCUCUCCCGUCGCGAUCCGCCGCGUCAAGGAGCUCGCUGGCGAUCAUGGCAGAUUUCUCACCUUCCACCAGAUCGACCUUCGCGAUAAACCCGCGCUUGAGAGACUCUUCUCCAGGACGAAGUUUGAUGCAGUGAUACAUUUUGCUGGAUUGAAAGCAGUCGGUGAAAGCGUGGAGAAACCGCUGCUCUAUUACAACAACAACCUCUUUGGCACAAUUACACUAUUGGAAGUAAUGGCUGCACACGGGUGUAAAAAUCUUGUAUUUUCGUCAUCGGCUACUGUAUAUGGCUGGCCAAAGGUGGUCCCGUGUACUGAAGAGUUCCCCUUAUCAGCAGUGAAUCCUUACGGAAGAACAAAGCUCUGCAUUGAGGAUAUUUGCCGCGACGUCCAGCAUGCUGAUCCUGAAUGGAGAAUCAUAUUGCUAAGAUACUUUAAUCCUGUUGGCACUCACCCUAGCGGUCACAUUGGCGAGGAUCCUUGUGGGAUUCCAAAUAAUCUCAUGCCUUAUAUCCAGCAAGUUGCUGUUGGUAGGCUUCCACAUUUACAAGUUUAUGGAACUGACUACAAUACAAAAGAUGGUACAGGGGUACGUGACUACAUUCACGUUGUUGAUCUAGCAGAUGGUCAUAUCUCUGCGCUUCAAAAGCUAGAUGAUCCUAAAAUUGGCUGUGAGGUGUACAAUCUGGGAACUGGGAAAGGAACAACGGUUUUAGAGAUGGUUGCUGCCUUUGAAAAAGCUUCUGGAAAGAAAAUCCCGCUUGUGAUGGCUGGACGAAGACCUGGUGAUGCGGAGAUUGUCUACGCUUCAACAGAAAAGGCCGAACGUGAGCUGAAGUGGAAGGCAAAGUACGGAAUAGAGGAGAUGUGUAGGGACCAAUGGAGCUGGGCGAGCAAGAACCCUUACGGCUACGGCUCUCCACCAGACACAUCACAAAGCUGAAACGGUUCUCUCUGUCUAUGUUCUAUUGUUUUGGUAACCUUUGUAAGAAACCUCGGCCAGUAAAUUAUUCCAUUCGGACAGGUUAGGUCAUAUAGCUGUCUCUUAUACACUAUCAAGAGGUGGGGUAGUUUUGUUGUAUUAACAGUAGAAAGGUGAGGACCCACUUACACAUUGUUUUGUUCUUUGGUAAUUUAAAAACCAGGAAGCGUAGCUCACAUUCAAAUUGGAUCUUUUGCAUGGGUUUUAGGGCUGUUUUAUGUAAUCCAUCACUCCUUAUUAUGGAUGCCCCCAAUUAUUUUCUAAUUUUAAAAAUGUA